This is a messenger RNA of Culicoides brevitarsis, 2943 nucleotides long. Its product is annotated as endoplasmic reticulum metallopeptidase 1-like. The record is from RefSeq and is a predicted model, not a curated record. The transcript is spliced from 10 exons. NCBI's taxonomy places the organism in Eukaryota, Metazoa, Arthropoda, Insecta, Diptera, Ceratopogonidae. Gene Ontology annotation, molecular function: metalloexopeptidase activity. Bases 11 to 2767 code for a protein of 918 amino acids. Gene Ontology annotation, biological process: proteolysis.
UUUUUUAACGAUGUUAGACAUCGAAAGAGUUCAAGAGAGACGAGGAACGAUAAUUACGUUCCUCAAGAUGGAACGAUAUCCGAGCGAAAAUGAAAAACUGAAAAUGGAACGUCAAUCGAGUCGUCCCAUGGAAUUACUGAUGAGCCAAUUUCCGGUUCACGAUCCACUGCCAAUCUGGAUUUAUGUUGUGCUGUUUUUGAUGUUGUCGCUUUUGUUCUUUCUUGGAUAUUCAACGUUGACAGCUUUCCCGAAACCCAUGUUGAAAGUUGAUGAGUUGCGGUAUCCUUUGCGCUUCGUCAGUGAAAGAGCUUAUGAUCACGUCGAAUAUCUCGCCAACGAAAUCGGAUAUCGUGUUGCUGGCACAGAAAAUAACGAAAUAAAAACCGUCAAAUAUAUCGUGGAUCAAGUUCGACAAAUACAAGGUAAUGCCAGCGAAGAUAUUCAAAUGACAAUCGAUGUCGAAGCGAAUGACGGAAUGUUCUUACGUCAGUCCAAAAUGUACGAAGUCAUAAACUUAUAUCGAGGCGCUCAAAAUAUCGUCGUAAAAAUGUCCUCGAAAAAAGUCCCUGAAUCCCAAGAAAAAAACUACAUUUUGCUCAAUGCACAUUUCGAUACUGUUCCUAUGAGUCCUGGCGCUGGCGACGAUGGAACAAUGGUAGGAGUUAUGUUAGAGCUUAUGCGAAUCAUGGCGAAACAAGAACCCACAAAUCAUCCUUUGAUAUUUUUAUUUAACGGAUUGGAGGAAAGUGGACUUCAAGCUUCACAUGCUUUUAUCACGAACAACAAAUAUGUUGACAAAAUCAAUGUACUUGUCAACUUAGAAGUCGUUGGAACAGGCGGCAAAGACCUUAUGUUUCAAACAACGCGGGAACAUUCAUGGCUCAUGAACAUUUAUCAUCACAACGUACCGCAUUCCUUUGCCAAUACCGUAGCUGAAGAGAUUUAUCAAAACGGUCUAAUUCCUUCGGAUACGGAUUUUACGAACUUUAGAAAGUUUGCUCCACAAAUUGCAGCUUAUGACUUUGCCCAUGCUUACAAUUGUUACGCUUAUCACACAAAAAAUGACGGUAUGUGGACCGUUAAUAAAGGUUCCUUGCAACAUACUGGAGAUAACAUCCUUGCACUUCUUAAGGGGCUUGACAGCGCUCCUGAGGUAGAUGAUAUGAGAACCAAAACCGACGAUGAUGAAAUCGACAAAGUUGUCUUUUUUGAUUUUCUUGGUCUCUUUCUCAUCUUCUACUCGCAACUUACAAGCACGAUAAUCAAUUCCAUACUCUUUGUCGUUCUCACGUUAAUUGUCUCUUGGUGCGUUUACCAAUUCAAGAACUCUCAAGGCAUGAAGUUCAGUGGCGGUAUUUUGGAGUUUAUCAUUGCCAUAGCAAUUCAGUUGGCAGGUCUUGUAUUGGGAACUGGAGUUACGAUGUUAUUGGCUUUCAUCUUGGAUGUUUGUGGGAGAUCUAUGUCGUGGUAUGCGAAUCAAUGGUUGAUCCUGGGACUCUAUUUCUGUCCAUUUUUCUUCUGUAAUUGCUUAAUUCCGUAUCUGUACAUUAGAUGGCGCGAAAAAUCUGAUGUCGCUGAUUCGUAUUAUGUGCAAUUGGCAAUCCACGCCCAUUGUACGAUCCUCUCCAUAGGACUUGCAGUAUUAACUGGGCUCAAAAUCAGAUCUUCGUAUAUUUUAGCUGUCAGUACGAUCUUUUACUUUGGCACAACCCUCUUGAAUGUUCUCUUUGACUUUGUGAACAAAGGCAAUAAAUGGCUAUAUCUACAUUGUCUUGGACAGAUAUUGCCAAGUAUCUUUUACUUCUAUCUCGGCUCAAUUAUGUACACUUCGCUAAUUCCGAUUAACGCAAGAGCUUACAAUGGAGCAGGAACAAAUCCGGAGUAUAUGGUAGCUGGAAUGACAUGCGGGGUAGCAUUACUUGGCACAGGGUUUUAUGCACCAAUUUUAAACAUGUUCCGACACAGAAAAUAUUUGCUUGGGAUGUUUUUGGGAAUUUUCCUAAUAACAAUCAUUUUAAUUAUGACUCCGCUUGGAUUUCCGUAUCGAGAACGGGAGGCAGAAGCUAGAUUUACGAUAUGGCACACAAAACGUGAAUUUUACCGCCCAGAUGGAAACAUUCGAAAAGCAGACAGCGGAUAUUACGUUUUUACCUAUGAUCGUCACGGAUCUGGUCCCGUAAUGGAUGAGGUUCCUCGAAUGAAGGAUGCUGUUGAUAUCGACGAUGAAUGUAACACUGAAAUGCUCUGUGGAAUGCCCUUUUAUAACAUUCAUUACAGCGGAAAUGCUUAUUACAACAAAUGGGUCGCUGCCGAAGAACCAUUGAUCCCAGCAUCCCCUAAUCGACCUUAUUUAAAACUCGUCUCAGGUAGUUCAAUUACACGAUUUAAGAAAGAAUAUACAUUUGCUGUUGCUGGAACUGAUCACAUGUCAAUUCAAAUAUCGCCGAUGCAAGGAGCGCGUCUCGUUGGAUGGAGUUUUACAAAGGAAAUGGGAAAACCAUCAAAAACGUGGAAUGAUCGAGAUGUUUAUUUCAUAAAUUACGUUCAUGGACUUGCGGAAAAUAACAUGAAAGAAUUUCAAUUUAAAAUAACAGUUGAAACUGACGAUGAUUUCAUCUUAACGCAUAGUUUCGAAAUCGCUUUAGCUGCACACUUUGUCCAUCAAAAGGAAACUCUGACGACACAGUACAAAGAAUUCAUCGCGAGUUUCCCGAAAUGGACAAAUGUGCAGCACUGGACGAGCCUUUAUCAGAGUUAUCAGUAUUGAUGGAUGAUGACGACGACAUGACGCUCCCUCUUCCGUCGCCUUUUUUCUUUGACAGAAUUUUUUUUUAUAACUGAUUAGCGAUUAAGAUUAGGAUUAAAGCAAUUUUUGUGAUAAUUUAGGGUAAUAAAUUCCUAUCGAAAAUUAUUCACCUUUUUUUAUUGAAGAUGAUUCUUGAU